AUGGCCCGGGGCGGCUGCCUGUUUGCUCGCUGCCUCACUGGCAUCGGCGAGGCUGCCUUCAUCUGCCUGUCUCCCUCGUUGAUCGAUGACAUUGCCCCGCCGUCGGCCCGCUCGCGUUGGCUGGCGGUCUUCUUCUCCAUGCUUUCCAUCGGCUAUGCGCUGGGGUUCCUGGGUGCCGGCAUCAUCGCCAGCUUGGCGGGCUGGAGCUGGGUCUUCGCCACCGAGGCCCUGGUUACCCUGCCCUUCGCCAUUCUGUGCUACUGGCUGCCGAACAUCCGGGGCCUGGAGCUCGGCGGCGCGGAUGCCACCAAGCCGGAGAUCGCCAAUGCCACCGGCGCCGAUACCCCCCCGCUGGCCUUUGAUGAGGGUCUGGCAGCCGGGUCUAUCAACGGCGGCUCGGCCACCGCCGAGGGCAAGGAGUAUGCCGGUGCCAUUGACCGGUAUUCGGCCACCGACGCGGCCCGGGUGCCGAAUUACGACGACAUCCUGGCCGGUGAUGCGCUGGUGGCCGGGGCCACGGCCGCCACGCCGACCGCCUCGGCGGGCCAUGCUCCGGACGCCAACAAGACCUUCAUGCACUCGCUGCGCCUGCUGGCCAAGAACCCCAUUUACAUCCUGAUGACCCUGGGCUACUGCGCGCAGACCUUCGUCUUCGGGGCCCUGUCCUUCUGGGUGCACGCCAGCGCCUUCAUCCGGUUCUUCCACCGGCCGCGCGUCCUGCUGGCCUUCCUGUGCUUCCUGUCGUUGAUGAACUACUACGAUCGCGGUGCCUUCAUCGGGGUGAUGCCGCUGCUGACCGAGGAGUUUGGCUUCUCCGAUUCCGAGGCCGGCCUCAUUGGCGGGUCCUUCAUCGUGGGUUAUGCGCUGGUGUCGCCGGUGGCCGCGCAGCUGAGUCGCUAUGUCCGGUCCGGCCCGCUGCUCAUGGUCGGCAUGCUUGCUUGGUGCAUUGCCACUGGCAUGUGCUUCUUCGCCAAUGGUUUCUGGUUCCUUAUGAUCGCGCCCCAACCGCGGGGCCUGGGCCAAGAUCGGACCCGGGCCCCGAUCGUGCGGCCGGGCGUGCGUUUGCGCGGCACCCUUUCGUUUCCACCUGGCCUCGACAGCACUCGCGCCGGCAUUUACCUGUCCGCGGUGCUGGUCCUUAUUGCCUACACCCCCAUCCAGUUUGCGGUUUUCAUGCCGAGCGCCGUGGCCUUCCUGCUGAUCGUGGCCCUGGGCGAGUUCUUCCUGCUCUCCUCGCUGACUCCCGUGAAUGCGGUGUUCCUGUCCUGUGUGUCGUCGGACCAGCGCGGCCACUCGAUGGCCGUGAUGACGCUGCUGAUCCAUCUGCUGGGAGACAUGUGGUCGCCGUACAUCUUCGGUGCCAUCUCCGAUGCGUCCAGCAAGCAGGUGGCGCUCUUCUGCGUGGCGGCCGUGCUGAUCAUGACCGCGGCCUUCUGGUGUGCUGGUGCGCUGUAUGCCCGGCAGACCGGGCGCUCGCAUCUUGGCGGCGCGUCGCCCACCUCCAGCGGCUUCAUGAAGAUCGACGACGCGUAA
Messenger RNA from Fonticula alba, 1533 nucleotides. RefSeq lists its product as hypothetical. The transcript has 5 exons. The record is from RefSeq and is a predicted model, not a curated record. Gene Ontology annotation, cellular component: membrane. Lineage: Eukaryota; Rotosphaerida; Fonticulaceae. Bases 1 to 1533 code for a protein of 510 amino acids. Gene Ontology annotation, biological process: transmembrane transport. Gene Ontology annotation, molecular function: transmembrane transporter activity.